Molecule: messenger RNA, 1491 nt
Organism: Aspergillus niger
Lineage: Eukaryota; Fungi; Ascomycota; Eurotiomycetes; Eurotiales; Aspergillaceae
Exons: 2
Coding region: 1-1491 (496 amino acids)
Source: RefSeq, a predicted model, not a curated record
AUGGCUCGUCGUUUUUUCGCCGCCUGCAGCGCCCUGCUGCUGGCCACGCAAGCAGCCGCCGAUAAUUUCCCCUACAACUCCUACCGCACCGCUCCAUACACCCCUCCCCAAAUCAAGGUCACCAAGUCCGGCCAAACAGACCCUGGAUAUAUUUUCGUCGGUCCCCGUGGAAAUCAGCCGCAAGGAACGGCAGCUCUGAUAUACGAUGAGGAUGGUCAGUUGGUCUACGAAGGGCCGGAGGAGGUAACGGCCAACUUCAAGGUGCAGAAACUCUUCAACGAGGACGUCAUCACCUUCUGGGCCGGAAAUAUGAUGGAUUUGGGCUUUGGAUACGGCACGGUUCAUAUUCUUGACAACACCUACCGCGAAAUCUACACCGUCACCCUCCAGGACAACUUCGUCUCUCCCGACGGCACCCCUAGAGAUUCGUACAUCGAUCUACACGAGAGUCAUGUGACGGAUCGCAACACACUCUUAGUCACAGCCUACAACGUCACCCAGCACGAUUUGUCUUCCAUCGGCGGCAAACCAGACGACUACAUGCUUGACGGCAUGUUCUUCGAAAUCGAUAUCGCAACCAACGAGAUUGUGUAUCAGUGGAGCGCAUUGGACCACCUUCAGGACAUCCCCCUCGAGGCCUCCAAGCAGGGCUUGGGAGCAGAUCAGGGAACGCAGGACAAGCCAUGGGACGCUUACCACAUCAACUCGGUCGAGCUGAUGAAUGAAGGAUACAUCAUUUCGCUGCGUCACUACUGGUCCGGCUUCUAUGUCCACAACAAUGGGACAGUGAUGUGGCAGCUCAGUGGUGAGCGCAAUGCCGGCGACUUUGAAAUUGAUGACGGUGCCAUCUUCUCCUGGCAGCACGACAUCCGUGUCUACCACCAGACGGAAGACAGCAUGGAGAUCAGCUUGUUCAACAACGCCAACACACCCACGGAUACUGUCGACGCAACCACCGGCUUGAAUCUGCACGUUGACCUAACCAACCGCAAGGUGUCAACGCUGCGCACGCUGAAAGACUCGAGCGACGUGAUACACAGUGUUAGCCAGGGCAGCUACCAGCUUCUCAGUGAGGAGACGUCCCACGUUGUGCUGGGCUACGGUUCCAUCGCGAAAGUCAAGGAAUAUGACGCCCACAACAAUGAGGUGAUGACGGCGCAGUUUGGUGACGACAAUGCGGUGGCGUCUUACCGCGGCUACAAGUGCCAGUGGAAGGCGACUCCCUUCUGGCAGCCCGCGGUGGCGAUCGUCCGGACGACGUCGGAUGCGGCCACUCUGUUUAUGAGCUGGAACGGGGCCACGGAGUAUGACAACUGGGCCAUCUAUACGGCCUCGUCGGCAGAUGCGGUCGACCCGACAUUCGUCACGUCGAUCAAGCGCAACGGGUUUGAGACCACGGCGCAUGUGACGGGACUGCGCACCAACUGGCUCCAAGUGGUUGCUCGGAAGGGUAACGUUCCUCUGGGGACAUCCGCCAUGGCGUACUUCUAG